ACUGCGAGCGACGACUGCCACGGCGCAGAAGCGUCGGAUCCGGCGUUAACACCCCAUCACCAAUGCGGCCGGCACGCGCGCUUCCGCUGCCGCACUUCACUCUCCCGCCGCUUGCCGGCGAGGACCUCGCCUUCGUUACCGUCCUCCGUGCCCACCUCUCCUCGCCGGAGAUCGCGCCCUCCUCCCUCUCCGGCUUCCUACCCCAACUCAACCCCCUCCGCCUCUCACACCUCCUCCUCUCCCCGCCUCGGGUGGCCCACGACCUCCUCGGCUCCAUCCUCCCCUCGCCGCCGCCCCCGCUCCCCUUCGCCCUCCUCCUCCACGCCCUCACCCCGCGCCGCUCCUCCGAGCUCCUCGCCUCCCUGCUCCCCUCCGUCUCGCACCACGCCUUCCCGGAGCUCCUCCACCACCUCAUCUUGACCGCUCGCCUCGCCGCCGGCAGCCGCGGCACCGGCGCCGCAGUGCCGGCCGUCGACGUCCUCUUCUCUGCUUGCGCGCGCCGAAACAAGCUCUCUCAGGCCACGCUCACCUUCCGCGCCAUGCGUGCGCAUGGCCUGCUCCCGCGGGUCGAGUCCUGCAACGUCUUCAUCUCCGCGGCGCUCCGCCUGAAGCGCCCCGAGAUCGCCGUGUCCUUCUUCCGGGAGAUGCGCCGGUGCUGUAUAUCGCCCAACAUGUACACGGCCAACAUGGUGUUGCGGGCGUUCUGUGCCCUGGGGCGGGUCGCCGACGCGGCCAUGGUGCUCGAUGAAAUGCCGGAUUGGGGGGUUGAUAGGACGGUGGUCAGCUUCAACACGCUGAUCGCUGCUUAUUGUAAGGAGCAUGGUGGUCUGGAACAUGCGCUGGAGCUGAAGAAGAGGAUGGAGCUGGAGGGGCUAGCGCCCAGCGAGGCAACCUAUAACACGAUCCUCCAUGUGCUGUGCAAGGAGGGGAGGAUGCACCAGGCGAAUCGUUUCUUGAGCGAAAUGAAGGCGAAGAGGGUUGUGCCGAACACAGUGACAUACAAUACUCUGAUUUAUGGGUAUGUCAUGCAUGGUGAUAAUGGCACAGCGUGGAGGGUUCAUGAAGGGAUGGUUAAGAAUGGAGUCGAGCUUGAUAUCAUAACUUACAAUGCGCUCAUUCUUGGUCUUUGCCGGGAUGGGAAGAUAAAAAAAGCUGUGCAUUUGUUUCAGCAGCUUGACAGGUCCAAGCUUGAACCGAAUGCUUCAACUUUCUCAGCGUUGAUUCUUGGAUACUGUAUGGCGCAGAAUUCAGAGCGAGCACUGCAACUGUUGAAUGUGAUGAAAAAAUCUGGCUUCCAUCCAAAUUACGACACAUAUAAGAUUGUUAUAUCUACUUUCUGCAAGAAUAAGGAUUUUGAAGGAGCAGUGGAUGUGAUGAAGGAGCUUCUUGAGAUGUGCAUGGCUCCUGACAAGGCCUUAUUGCAUGAAUUCUUUGAAGCCCUCUCAAAGGCUAAAAAACUCCACCUAGCAGAAGGUCUGCAGUCAGCUGAUAAAGGCGGAAAGUUUAUUCUAUCUAUCUACUAUACUGGUGAUUACAGGAACAACGGCGAAGAGAAAACUGCAUGUUAACACGCAGAGACCAUGGUGCCUCAUCAGAAUGUACAAUUUGUUUGUUUGGAGAACAAUAUAAGUUAAACUCUUCUGCUUGUACCAAUGUGGAAUUUGCAUUGACACAUGCCUAUGAACGUUUCUGUUUGGAUUAAGUGAAGGCAACCUGACAACUAUUCUUGCCUGUAGGUAGCUGAGUUGCGUGUUCCUGCAAGAAGAUGACUAGCAAAUGGAAUACUACAUACUACGUGUGUCCACACAAAUAUGUCAACCAAGAAUUCUUCAUAAUCAGAUGCUUAUGGAGUUACAGGCUUGUACUUUUCUUGCAACAGCUUGUGUUAUUCCAUUGACAAAAGUAUCAGAUGAAACUCCACUGGUGAAAAUUUGAAUUGAUUUGUGCUGGUUCUAGCACAAGCACCAUAUCAGAUAGUACUUCAAACAUCUUCUUGAAACCAUCUGUUCGUAAUGUCAAUUUCAAAUUCAGUUUGUAUUGGAGGAAAAUCUCUGCAAGCAAAGCAGUUAACAGUGAUUUCCCCAUUUUCUUCAGUUUUUUAACAUACCUUAUAAGACAUUGUAGUUCUCCUCUUUUAUAUGCCUCUCCACACAAAUUUGUUUGAAUAUGUAAUUUGUAAAAGAUGUUUGCUGAAUUAACAAUUACCUCAAAAAGGAAAACCAUGAUGCAGGAAGAAGACAGAUACAAUAUCUCUUAUCAACUAUUCAACUGUGAAUUUGCAUUGAUGCACAACACACUCAAUAUAGUAGUAUCUCCAUGCCAAAGAUUAGUCACUAAGUCACUUACAUAUAGUUGUAGUUGGCUCCUAGUUUGUCUAUUAAAGGAAAAUGUUAGUAGCUUUCAGCAUCUCCAUUAUGGCAGUCAUCCUGUUUUAUGGUGAUCAGCAUAGUACUACCUUAGAAAUAUUUGCCUUCACAUGCAUAAUUCUACAUUCUGUUGUUUCAGCUUGAGUAUAUUGGAAGCAAACACAGGCACUAAAUUCUAAAAAUGCACACGUAGGUCCAUAUAGUCUUCCCAUUCUGGCAUUAUUCUCCAUCUUCAAGAUACUGUAGAUAAUGAAUUUACUGCUUUUACACAAGAUUCACGUUUCCACCAUGUGAGCAUGUCAUUGCUACGAUUCAGUCUUUUGCCUGACAGAUUGUAAGACUGAAAUUUAGCCUCAAGUUUCUUCUUAUGCCGUACUGAAAAGGACUUGCCUAAACACAUGGACGCACUAUGUGUAUGUAAAAUAUUAAUAGGCGUUACCCUAUUCUCCAAUCAAGCUAGCUCGUAGAUACUCUUUCUAACUAACACCUGAAUCUUGUGACAACGAUUUUCUCAAUGAAAAAAGAAGUUUAAACAGUUACCAACAUUGUCAUUGCAGCUUGACGCAAGGGUAAGAGAAGUUUUAAGAUGGUCCCAAACAAUUCUGAAUCGUCCAUUUACUUUGAUCUAAUGGCUAGGGUGAUCUUAUACCCAGGAAUUCUAGAGUGUUCUGUAAAUAGGGCUAUGGAUACCCUUAAUGUACGUGCAGCCCAUGUUGAGCAUGUUAUGAGAAUCGAUACUACGCAAUGAUCUUAAGAUUCUGAUUCAGCAGAUGGCGACAGUAUCAUGCUAUAUCCACUCAGAUAAUCUUGAUCACUAACCUAUUUCAGUUUUGUGAAGUAUCAGGGCACAGAAGUGUGUAGCCAACAACACUGUCGCUGUUUCAGCUAAAGGCAAUGUGAGCAUGGCUAAUCCAACUACAAUCAUGAAGCUACAGACCAGCUGCUCAAGGGUGUGGCAUUCGUCAGUGGCAUGCCGAUCUUUCUCCAUUCUGCUCGCAUGGCCAAAUGGACGGCCAUUAAACUAGCUGGUCAUCAGCUCACGGCCCCACCAGGAAGGCAGAGGCAAGCCUGUUAUAUUUGCCUUAAGCAAGACUGGGAGCCUGAUGUUCUUCCCAUGGUUAUGGGAUGCGAAAACCAAAGCCGUUGAGGGGGCAAGGAUUCAGAGGUACAGCAGCAUACUUGAGAGUUGAGAAUGAGAAGAGCACAUGCGAGAAGAUACGAGACGAGAAGGCAUGCUGUUACUGCUUGGAUCGCCAGGAUUGUUGCUCACGGUGGUCGUCCGUUCUGUCGGAUUUUGGGUUCCGGCAGACCCUUGAGGUUCGAACACUGGGGUGUGUGAAGAUUUCGCCUCCUACCUACCUGCACCCCUCCGCCAUGCUAGGAUCUAAACUACGAAAAGAACAA
Messenger RNA from Triticum dicoccoides, 3770 nucleotides. Its product is annotated as pentatricopeptide repeat-containing protein At4g26680, mitochondrial-like. Gene Ontology annotation, molecular function: protein binding. The record is from RefSeq and is a predicted model, not a curated record. Bases 63 to 1568 code for a protein of 501 amino acids. Lineage: Eukaryota; Viridiplantae; Streptophyta; Magnoliopsida; Poales; Poaceae. The transcript is spliced from 3 exons.